Molecule: messenger RNA, 1789 nt
Organism: Gadus morhua (Atlantic cod)
Lineage: Eukaryota; Metazoa; Chordata; Actinopteri; Gadiformes; Gadidae
Product: splicing factor ESS-2 homolog
Cellular component (GO): catalytic step 2 spliceosome
Source: RefSeq, a predicted model, not a curated record
GACAGCAGACGUAGACGCGUGCGUCAUUUUAACACGAGCAACACGGUAGCUGCUUGUUUUUAGCUUAAGGUACCUUUAGUUAUAGCAAGCUGUUGAGUGCGUUUAGUCGGAAACUAAUAUCAUUCUGUUUUUUGUUAGUCGAUUGACAGUUGAAUCCGCGUUUAUUAUAUCUGAUCGCGUUGCGUUCGAGUGGUUUAUUGACCUGAAUAGGUCAAAAACAGCGACAACAAUGGAGGGCAGCGCUAGUGUUAGAAGAGCACUGUGUGGGACCCUGGUCGCUGCUAAUUUGAACACGGUUGCCCUACGACAGCAGCCCGAAGCAGGGAUAUACAAUCGGAAAGUUCUGGAUGAAGAGGACUACAUUGAGAGUUUAGAGAAGAUUAUCCAGAGGGACUUCUUCCCAGACGUCACUAGACUCCAAGCCCAGAGGGAUUACCUGGACGCAGAAGAAUGUGGUGACCUGGGACGGAUGAGAGAGAUCUCCAUCCGUUACGGCUCAUCUUUAAACAAGUCAACACCACGAUCCACCGCCCCAUAUGUCACGCCCGCUAGUUUUGACACUCCGUUAGGACAUGCUGGAUCUCCGUCCUCCAUCAGUGGCAGGACUGCCCCCAGCAUCAAGAGUGUAGACGGAGAGGGCAACGAGAAAAGAGAACUGCCCUGCCUGGAUCGUUUCCUUGCGAAGAACACCAGCGAGGACAAUGCGUCAUUUGAGCAGAUCAUGGAGCUGGCUGAAGACAAGGAGAAGCUGAGACAUUCAUGGUUAUACGAUGCAGAGGCUGAGUACAAACAGCGCCGGGAAGAAAACCUGGCAUUACCCUCAGCUGAGAAGAUGGCCAUCGAUUGUGUUAAAGCUGGCUUGGAGACCUGGGAGUACAAAGCAAAGAAUGCCCUAAUGUACUACCCUGAGGGGGUUAAAGAUGACACUCUGUUCAAAAAGCCACGGGAGGUGAUUCACCUGAACACUCGCUUUGCCGUAGACCCGUUCAGCAAAGCCCUCAACAAAACCCAGAUUCAGCAGGCUGCGGCCCUCAAUCGACAGUUUAAACAGGGUAAAGUCGGACCAGAUGGGAAAGAUCUCAUCCGCAAUGACUCCCCAAUGGUCAACGGAUACGGCUUUGAAGGAUCUCCCUCCCCAGCACCUGGUGUAGCCGACUCCCCACUGAUGACCUGGGGAGAGAUCGAGAGCACUCCCUUCCGCCUGGAUGGAUCUGACACCCCGUACGCAGAAAGAAACCACGGCCCCUCCUUUAAGAUUCCAGAGCCGGGGAGAAGGGAGCGCUUGGGUUUAAAGAUGGCUAACGAGGCCGCUGCCAAAACCCGUGCCAAGAAGCAGGAGGCCUUGAGGAAAGUGUCAGAGAACCUUGCAAGUUUAACUCCCAAAGGCCUCAGCCCGGCUCUCACGCCAGCCCUCCAGAGACUCGUCAACCGCACAUCGAGCAAGUACACGGACAAAGCCCUGAGGGCGAGCUACACACCGUCCCCGUCGCACAGUGCCAGCGGCUGCAAAAACCCCCUGAGCGGCCCUUCCACCCCCAUAGCCACGCCCACAAAGGGAAAGACCCCCAGCUCACAGGACACGUCCUCGCUCACAGACGAUUUGCUGCAGCUGCCCAAGCGACGCAAAGCGGCCGACUUUUUCUAACGGUAAACGACUUCUGCAGGAACGCCGCUGCAGGGCUCGAGACCUCGUUCUGCGCUUCGAUCAUGCCGAUCUAAGCGAUAUUCUGCCGUGGAGAAACUUGAAUACGGUGAAUCAUUUGUACUUCUUUUACUCGCUUACGUGAUU